GAUUUCCCCGCCUUUUCACGGCGCGUAGAGCAUUGCGCAAACUAACGCAAUGUACACAGCGUCUUGGGUGUUUUGAUAAAAUGUACUUGAUUUUUUGCGAUUAAACAUAUUCUUACUUGAUUUUACGGACCAUGUAACUUGUAAUUGUUAUAAUAACUCGGCAUUAUAGCAAUGUUGCUUCCGUCUGAUAUAGCGCGGCUCGUUUUAGGUUACCUGCAACAAGAGGGGCUGUGUUCUACAAGCCAGGCAUUCAUUUUUGAGAGCCCUAAUUUGAAGGAAUACGCAGAACACAGCUCAGAUGAUGGAACUAUUCCUGCCUGUGUAUUUUCUCUCUUUGGUAAAAACCUGACCACCAUUUUGAAUGAGUAUGUUGCUGUCAAAGCUAAAGAGACUUGUGAAGAGACUCAGAUUCCUGCCAUGAUGACAUCAUUGUGGAAAAAACUUGAUUUCACACUCAAUCAAAUCAAGUCUAUGCAGAAUUCCCCCGCUGUUAUCCAGAAUCAAAGACUCCGCACACGUAAUGGGAUUGUUAACAUGAGGGGGCGACAGAGAGUCUUGUCAUCAGUGUCAUCCCCCAGCCCUGGGUGUCUGCCAUUAUCAGCCCCUCUGCCAGACCAGGGCAGUACCAGCCAAUUUCACACCCCUCAGAUGAUCCUGGGACGAACUACCCAAGUAUGCUACACCUCCCCGCAGACCAGACCCUCCCCCAUCUGCAGCACACCGACCCAGAUCCAAGAUGGAGAACCUCUGCUCAUCAAUGUUAACCGAGAGACACCUUUGCAAAUAAUGGUUCCAGAAAACCGGUUAACCCAAGGCCCAUUGUCCCCUGGGCGUCGGAAAUGUGACUCCCCCAGGAGGAGAGGUGGGGGUUCUGGUGGAUCCAGUGGGACUGGAAGAGCCAACAUGGCCGCCUGUCACCUGACAUCAGAGCCCCAGAAUGAAGAGGUAGUCACAGAAAACUUCCCUCAAAUGGUGAUACAAAACGCAAGGGAGAGAAUUUUAAAUGACAAGUCCUUGCAAGAAAAGCUUGCUGAAAACAUCAACAAAAUCUUGGCAAGUGAUGGCAGUCCCCAGGCAUCAAAGGCAUCAUGCAGUACCGUGGAGCCUGACCAGUCUAUUGAUGAAAUUCUUGGCCUGCAGGGAGAGAUCCAUAUGUCUAAUGAUGCUAUACAAGACAUAUUGGAGCAGACUGAGUCCGACCCAGCCUUCCAGGCACUAUUCGACCUCUUUGAUUACGGUAAAAGCAAAACCAUUGAGGAUAAUGAACAAGGAGUGGUGAUCUUGAGAAAUAGUACCACAGAGAGUGAGGUGACUGGGGCCGGAUUUAUAGACAGUCCUGAUACAGGAGACGCAGGCACUGGGCCAGAACAUUCAACAUGUACACCAGAAACAACAACUAGAGCUGCAAAGUCCAGUCAAGAGCCCAAGAGUAAGAAAACAAGGAAAUCUGCACCUCCUGUUUCAAGUACUUCAAAGGCUACUACUGGGAUUAGUACUAGAGGAUCGAGAAGGGGAGCUAGCACAACUCAACUAUCCGCUUCAAAUGAUAAACCUGCCAGUGUGGCUUCUUCUGCAGCAAAGGUCUCCCAGAGACCUGACGACGCAUCCAACUUUAUUCAGGACGGGUCUGGCAUGGAUCUAGAUGAGCCUUUGAAUUCUCCUCCCCAUGACACCAUGUCUUCCAAUGAUGUAUUUGAAUGCCACGAGAGUACUCCAACCUCUACAGGACUCACUAGAACAAAUGUUCAGAUGUCCGAGGUCAACACCAGUUCAUCUAAUAACAGAACCGUCUCUGCUGAGAGAAAACAGCUAGAGAACAACAAUGCACUGACGGCAAGUAAUGGGAUAGUUCUGGAUAACCAAGAUGCACUUCUUAACUCUCCGCCUGCCCUCGUCAUAUCCAUCCCAAUGCUGGAUGAGUCAAGCAAGGUUCCCGCAAACGUCUCCAACGUGCCUUGUAGUAUUGUGACCCCUCCCCGCAGUGGAAGGAUCUCACAGACUCAACCACAGGCCUUGCCUUCCAUGGCUGUCCCCGCCGCUGUUCCAACCACAGCCCCUUCGGCUCUGCCCACCUUAGUUCACAACCCUACAGGCAAGGAUGUGGACCCGAGUAAGAUCGUGGCACUGAAAAUCAUAAUCAGUGAUGAGCAGGAGGAACGCUGCAGUGAAUCAGCCCUGAAUCAGGCUGUUUCCAGUAUCACUGGAGACCCGAUCCCUACCAUCUUUCUGUCUUCCCCCGCCAAGUCACCUGCUAAAGCCCAGAGCCUUAGUGCCUCCAUGGCUCCGGAGGAGACUGUGCAGGCGGUGAGCAGCUUACAGAGGACAGAGGUCCUCCAACCGGUGGAGACCAAUCCUCUCAGGGGGAAAGCAGGUCCAGUGGCAGCACUGACCGGCACAUCAUCUGCAUGGACACAGCCUACUACAGGCUACUACAUCCAGCUGCCCUUUGAUUCAGCCACAUCCACUUAUGGAAGCGCUACCAACAGCUACUUCUUAGUGACUGACACGACAGCCACAGACCCUAAUUCCAACAAGGUGAUGUUACCCAGUGGUGCCCCACAGGGACCGGCUGUACCCGUCACGUCUUAUGCUCUGGCCACCCCGCCGCGCUAUUCUCCCGGAUCGAGGCUCAUCGUACCUUCACAAGUUCAGUCCAUGCUGCAAAACGUGGUGGUCCCUGUAUCUGUGGUUGGGCAGAACAAUGCAGGACAAUUCUCUGUGGUUUCUAAUCAGUUAUUAGCCAUGCCUAGCCCUGCUUCAGCACAGCAACCAGCAGCAGUGAAAGCCAAACCUAAACUGGCUCCGAAGGACAACACAGUCUCAUGCCAAACGCGAGCUCCUGGAUUGAAUGAGAUGACAAAGCAGGUCCACCCACCAUCAUGUGAAAGCACAGAGCAGCAGAAUGCAGUAGUUGGCUCUAGCCCAAGCCACCGGAGGAUGCUUUGCUUUGAUGGUUCUGCUGGUGAAACAUCCACCCCGACCAGAACAGCCUCCUCUUUCAAGGCUCCAGCAGCUGCCACUCAUGUAGUACCUUCUGUCCAACAGGCUGAGAAAGAGAGUCCUAAAUUGGCCCCUGCAAAGCCAAAUGUCUUAGGGAGCAGCAGGCCGAAAAGGAGGAUCGAGACUGUAAGAUGUAUGGACAACACUCAAACAACAUGGACUGGAACAGAGACUGAGAAAUCCUCUGCUGUCCGAAAGCAGAAGGAAGCUGUGAAAAAUACCCUAUCAAAGAGAGAUGGCGAUCAAAGUCCUAGUCAAACUAGUAGGUCUGAAAGUUCAGGUAGCCAAAAGACUGAUGUCUCACAGUUAGAGUCCUCUAACAGUUCACAAGUGAGGACACCGCAAUCAGCAGAAAAGAAAGAUGAUGGUGGAAAAGAACUUGGGAAUGCGCAGAGCUCCAGAACUACUUCCUCUGAUCACAGACUGAGAUCUGGGAGCAGGAAGGAGAAAGAGAAGGAAGAUGCAAGUACACAAGAUCCUAUGGAGGAUUGUCCUGUUGAAGGGCGUGAAGGACAGGGAGAGAAAAAGAACUGCCCUCAGAACCCCCCUCAUGUCGCCGCUAAUAAAGAGAAUGAGCUGGAGGUGGGUAGGAAAGAGCGGCAGCCCACACUUGCACCAAGAGAGUUCAGCCCCACCCAAGUAGGCUCACAAGCCCCAGUCCCCCAGGUUGGCUCCAGUAAAACCCCCUCCAAGACCAGCCCACUCACCAAGCAAGCUGCCGAGAUGCUCCACGAUAUCCAGGGUAUUAAACCUCCCUCCACCCCUCCUAAGAAGUCAGGUACGAGCUGUCCGGAAUUGCCUCUUCCGCGGACCCCUGGCCCUCUCCAGGAAGCAUCUUCAGACUGCCACAGGACCCCUGCACGUCAGAGACCGGGCAGAGAUGGUGAGGGCACCCCCAGGCGUGUGGUCCCCCCAGCCACCCCUGACCUUCCUUCCUGCAGUCCAGCCAGUGAGGCCGGCAGUGAAAACAGCAUCAACAUGGCGGCCCACACACUGAUGAUCUUAUCCCGAGCCGCUAUCGCCCGGACAGGCACCCCUCUAAAAGACAGUCUGCGCCAGGAAGGCGUUGGUGCAGUGACCCCUGUAGCAUCCAAGAGUAACAAACGCAAGCAGCCUGAGUCUUUGGACAGUCCGACAGCAAAGAAAGAUCACUCAGUUUCAUCAGGCAGUAAGAAGAAAGCAAAGAAACAGAAGAAACUAUUGGAUUCCUUCCCCGAUGACUUGGAUGUGGAUAAGUUCCUGUCAUCACUGCAUUAUGAUGAAUAAAGGGUUGGGUUAUAAGCAGUUGGACAAUGAGACAGGAAUCUCCUGAACACUACCUAACUAUUCUCCAGCAAUAGAACAAGCCAUCAGUUGCUGUCACGGUGCCUAUGGUUAAUCCAUCAUGCCUUGUAGUAAUAAGGCAUGCCUAGUGGAGCAUGUCCUCAGCUCUUAUUUUUUUUCUAUGUUGUGUCUAUGCUUGUAGGGAUAACACCCCUGGACGAAAUUACACAUGACAAUGUGAUGUAUAUACUGUAUAGAACAGUUGUGGUAAUGCUUGAUUAAGAGCAAAUUGGUUGAUUUAAAGAUUUGAAUGUGAGAAUGGUUUCCCAACCUUAUUGUAUUAAUAAUUUCAAGUCUUUAACCCUUUCCUUGGUCAAUGUUUGACUGUGUCUGAAGUGUUCCAGCUUUGUUUGUGUGUAAAAUAUGUUUCUGGAGAUGUUUUUUUUCUAGAUAUUUUAAAUUAAAUAUAACAAAAUCAUGAUGUUGUUGUAAAAGAAAAUCUCUGGAGGCAAAAACAAAUAGGUUUCAUUCCAAAGCAAGUUCUUGAUUUAAAAACCUUGUUUGUUGAAUUAAAUAUUUAUCCAAGGUAAUACUGCAAAAUGUUAUUACCCUAAUAGUCAGUGAUUACUGUACUAUAUUAGUAUCCAUUGCUACUAAUCUUAGUUUUUAACCAUAACCUGGUUUUACUUCAAAAUAAUUAGUUUGAGAGAAAUACAGAUACUGAAGUAUCAGUCUGGUGUGGCGCCCCACUAUUACUUCAGCCAUAAAACACUUAGGGGUGGGUUUGUGGAGACUGAUUUAACUUAGUCAUGCACUGAAAAAUGUAUCUAAAUGAAAAUUUCCAUUGAGCAAAUUCUAAGGCCUGGACUUAAUCUGUCUGAAAACCAUCCUUUAGAGACCUUCAAGGGAAUUUUAGCAGACAUUACAUAUUUACAGUAUCUCACAAAAUUGAGUACACCCCUCACAUUUUUAUGAAUAUUUGAUUAUAUCUGUUCAUGUGACAACACUGAACAAAUGACACUUUGCCACAAUGUAAAGUAGUGCGUGUACAGCUUGUCUAACUGUACAUUUGAAGUCCCCUGAAAAUAACACAACACACAGCCAUUAAUGUCUAAACCACUGGCAACAAAAGUGAAUA
Esox lucius (northern pike) is the source of this 5401-nucleotide messenger RNA. It is a transcript of the gene npat, whose product is annotated as nuclear protein, ataxia-telangiectasia locus. The record is from RefSeq and is a predicted model, not a curated record. Lineage: Eukaryota; Metazoa; Chordata; Actinopteri; Esociformes; Esocidae. Gene Ontology annotation, molecular function: protein binding; transcription coregulator activity. Bases 172 to 4266 code for a protein of 1364 amino acids. The transcript has 17 exons. Gene Ontology annotation, cellular component: nucleus.